This is a messenger RNA of Funneliformis mosseae, 627 nucleotides long. The record is from the annotation of a GenBank genome assembly. NCBI's taxonomy places the organism in Eukaryota, Fungi, Glomeromycota, Glomeromycetes, Glomerales, Glomeraceae.
AUGGAACUCGCAGAAGAUUGCGUAGUAAAUUCGGUUAUGGUACACAGUUACUUUACUUCAGUUAAAGCCGGCUUAUGGAGUUUAAGGCAUUACAUCGAUUGGGCUUGUUGGAUAGUUAAGCAAAGAUCGAUACCACAAUCUAUUCGUGUUAUUGCUAACCGGUUUGCUGAAGAUAAGGAGGUGAAUGUCAAUAACGAGGCACUGCUUCGUCACUUCACAUCACUUACAGAAUCCCAUAUAAUUCAGCUUCCUGAAACUAAGGUACUUACGGAAGAUCUUCGAAUGAUGUAUGAACGAAUAUACAAUGGAAAAUAUAGCAAGUCCCUUUAUGAGACCAUGGCGCACGUACAGAAAAAAAUAGUCCAUGUGCAGAAAGAAGAGGAAAUAUUUGCUUCAGUCGCAGAAAUACAUUCUAAAAAACAAAAGAACGAUGGUAAUUUAAAUAAAGGUGGUGAUCCAUCACUCUUAUCAACUUCCAUCGAUGUUAACAACAAUCAUGAACAAAACCAACGUCAAGCAGAUUAUUAUGAUUAUGAAUCAGUCUCCGAUUCAUUUGAAGAAGAUGAUUGUGAUGAUUAUAAGGUAGAAGACGAUAAUUGCAACAAAGAUAAUGUAAAGAGUAAAAAG